Messenger RNA from Athalia rosae (coleseed sawfly), 2839 nucleotides. RefSeq names its product flotillin-1 (gene Flo1). Gene Ontology annotation, cellular component: plasma membrane. The coding region runs from base 201 to 1490 and encodes 429 amino acids. The transcript has 11 exons. Gene Ontology annotation, biological process: positive regulation of endocytosis; protein localization to plasma membrane; positive regulation of cell junction assembly. Lineage: Eukaryota; Metazoa; Arthropoda; Insecta; Hymenoptera; Athaliidae. The record is from RefSeq and is a predicted model, not a curated record.
ACUAGUUCCCACAACCGGUCACCGCGUUUUGAGAGGGCGUAAACUCGCGAUACUUGUUGACCGUCUUUCCAAAUCUUUAGUCAGAGUUUAGUUGCAACGAAAUACAAGACGGGGUAUUGUUGAUCUGCCGACGCUUUUCCUUUAAUCUCUACAAGUGUUAACGUGUUAAUAGUGGUAUUUCGUACUAGGAAUUCCACAAGAUGAGCUGCGGAUUUGUUACGUGUGGUCCAAACGAAGCUCUCGUUGUUUCAGGAUGCUGCUACAGCAAACCAUUGCUGGUACCUGGUGGAAGGGUAUUUGUUUGGCCAAUUGUGCAGCAAGUACAAAAAAUAUCUUUGAACACAAUGACUCUCCAGGUUGAGAGCCCCACUGUUUACACUUGCCAGGGAGUACCGAUAUCUGUUACAGGAAUCGCUCAGGUCAAGAUCCAGGGCCAGAAUGAAGAGAUGUUAUCAACAGCUUGCGAACAAUUUCUUGGAAAAAGUGAAGCCGAAAUUCACAACAUUGCAUUAGUCACGUUGGAGGGUCACCAGCGGGCAAUUAUGGGCAGUAUGACUGUCGAGGAAAUUUACAAAGACCGUAAGAAGUUCAGCAAAGAAGUAUUCGAGGUUGCAAGCAGUGAUCUCGUCAACAUGGGAAUCACCGUCGUAUCCUAUACUCUAAAGGAUAUUCGAGAUGAAGAGGGGGCAAAGGGCUACCUCAAAGCUCUUGGUAUGGCACGUACUGCAGAAGUCAAAAGGGAUGCCAGAAUCGGCGAAGCGGAGGCUCGCAAAGAUGCACAAAUCCGUGAAGCUAUUGCUGAAGAACAACGUAUGGCUUCCCGCUUCUUAAAUGACACUGAAAUUGCCAAGGCACAGCGAGAUUUUGAACUCAAAAAAGCUGCUUAUGACGCCGAAGUGCAAACUAAGAAAGCUGAAGCGGAGAUGGCUUACGAACUUCAAGCAGCUAAGACAAAGCAGCGGAUAAUGGAGGAACAAAUGCAAGUCAAGGUUGUCGAACGUACUCAAGAAAUUGCUGUACAGGAACAAGAAAUGACGCGUCGUGAACGCGAAUUGGAUGCUACAGUCCGUCGUCCGGCAGAUGCUGAAAAAUACAGAUUGGAAAAGAUGGCUGAAGCAAACCGAUUGCGUCUAAUAAUGGAAGCUGAAGCCGAAGCUGAGGCCAUAAGAAUCAGAGGAGAUGCCGAAGCCUUUGCCAUAGAAGCUAAAGCUAAAGCUGAAGCUGAACAGAUGGCAAAGAAAGCAGAUGCUUGGGGAGAGUACAAGAGUGCAGCCAUGAUAGAUAUGAUGCUUGAAACUCUACCAAGGGUCGCUGCUGAAGUAGCUGCACCCUUGUCACAGGCGAAAAAAAUAACCAUGGUUUCCAGCGGCAAUGGUACAGUUGGAGCAGAAAAACUCACUUCCGAGGUACUGAACAUCGUCGCCCGGGUACCAGAGCUCGUCAAGCAGAUGACUGGAGUGGACAUUGCAAAGUCAGUUCACGCCGCAUGAAGAAAUUAAGACGAGGAACCUUUAGAUAUUACACUUAUUGAAUGAAAAUUUAUGCCAGAAUAUAUAUUGAACAAACAUAACUCUAUAUUAUAUACUAUACAAAUAUAUAUACACAAAGAUAUAUACACUUAUACAAAAUACUUACACCUUUAAAUGUUCAAUACACACAGACAUAAACUCACCCGGUAGAUGGGAGUAGAUUUAUAAUUGUUGGGGACACAAAAUUAUUGUACCAAUAGUCUAUUGGUAAUUGCAUUUAGAAAACGAAUGAAUUCCCUCAACGAGAACAACUUUGUUUCACCUACUCCAUAUGCAUUUCUAUGCAUUAAAUUCAUACGCACACAGUAACGCCCGUAUUACUGUCUCGUAAAAAAAAUUGCUGCAUAAAUUUUUCAAUAACUACCAUUAUUUAUAGUACUCGGUAACGUUAUAUUAUCCAAGAAAAGGUGGUCGAUCGCCACCAAAAACUACACAUGUAUUUUGAUAUUCAAUCGUGAGUCGUGAUUUUGCCACCUGGAAACACCUAGAUGAAAAUAAGGUGUUCUAUUUUUUAACUGUUCUCUAUUUGCCUUCUAGAAAAUGAAAUAUUCCAUCGAUUUUUUUUCGCCCAUGUGUCUUUGUGGCUUUGAAUCAGUGCCAUGAAAGUGUGCCACGUCUCAGGAAGACGUUGAACAGCCUGUAAAAUGGCAGUAAAAUUAAUAAGAAUUUGUUCGCCCUGCAUGAGCACGGCGAGGCGAGUUUUGGGAAAAUUUCAUUUAAAUUUUGUUGUAAAAAAAAUAUGUGUCAAUGAAUUCGUACUAAUAUAUACACAAAUAGCUAUUGCAAUGAAUAAUGAUAGAUGUACAACCUACGUUCUAACGUGUUACCUAUGAAAAUAAUUUUUACUGGUAGGAAAAUGCACAUCUAUAGAUAGUCAAAGUAUUCAAAUAACGUACGCUGUCGAUAAUUCAGCAUCUAAUCGUCAACCAUUCCAAAUACCGUGCAUACUCCUCAUUUCGUUUUAUUUACUGUUAUGGUGAUAAUUUGUUGAUAAAAAUUUUAGUUCUAGUUUUAUUCAAUGUCAACAAGGUCAAGUUUCAGGCGGACCCAAAAUCAUUUAAAGUAGAAUCUCAUUCGCCAUUAGUCGAGAGAUGUUAUGAAUCAUGUUACCAAACAAUUUUUAUAAUUCAACCUAUUUUGACUAUAUAUAAAUGCUAUCACCUAUAAACUUAGUUAUUUUAAUAAUUGUACAAACAUAAUUUCUUCCUUCAUCUAGUCUUUAUAGUAUCAAGAUUCAUGUAUUUCCUUACACAAUAUUAUCUUUACAUUUUGCAUUUUAUCAAAUAAAGCAUAAUUAUAUGUUCUGUGUA